AUGUCUGCGACCUCAGCAAUCACCUCUGCGACCGCGGGCCCUUCCACGAGCAAGGACGCUGAGCCUUCCAAGAAGGCGGUCAAACGUCGCAACUCAACCAGCAAGCCAUCUGGAUCCCGCGAGCCUACUCGUCAAGAGUCCUUUGGUGGCGCCGUCAUCCGUGCGCUCUUUGGCACUCUCGCCUUCCUCUUUAAACGACCUGUCCGUCUCUUCCGACCGGUCAAGCUCUCGUCAUGGACGAUUCUCGAAGCUAUGGCCAAGCGAGAAGGUCGCACACUCAGUCUCAGAUACCUGCGUACGCUGCUUCGUAGAGAGAAUUCCAACUUCAUCCCGCAUCUGCUGCUGCCUCCACUCUUGUUCAACACUGCCAUCGGGUUCACGCUAUUCGAAGCAUACAGCAUCACAGAGAGUCGGCUCUUGGCCAAGGCAAAGCGGAAGAAGCUGGAGAAAGUAGGGCAAUCGGAAGAAGGCGAGGUGGUCGAUGAUGAAGCCAAGCCCAAGUGGACGCCGCUGUGGAUCGUUACGGCGUCAGGGGCGGUCGCGGGGGCAGCGCAGUGCUUUCUCUCUGCGCCAUUGGACAACGUGCGAUACAUCAUUCAGAGGUCCAAUGCGCGCCAUCACAGCGGUCACGCACACCCGAUCACGACCAUCUCCUGGCGAGCCAUCCUCCGGGCUGCCAUCCUGCCCUUUGCCCCCGCCAUCGCCCGCGACAAGCUCGUGCAGGACGUGCAAAACGAGACCAUCGAACGGUCCAAGCGUGCGCCAAAGCCGACACUGCGCGCCCGCCUCAUCGCUCUCAUAGAGCCUGCAACCACGUCGAUAAGGAACGCCAGAAACGGAAAUGCGAGCGUUGCAGAGACAUUCACAAUGUCGCCAGAGAAGCGUCAGGAGUGGGAGAAGCGUCUCAAGAGAUGGCGUGGCGGCGUUCACGGCUCCGGAUUGGCACUGUCGCUCAUUCGUGACAGCGUCGGAUUCGGCAGCUUCUUCUUCAUCUUUGAGGUGUCAAGGAGAGGAGCCUUCUUUGCAUCAACGGCGGUGGACCGGGUCAGCGCCUGGUUCAACGCGGGUGGACUUGGCAUCGUACGCCCCAGAGGUCCAGCCGUCGAUCAGCCGCAGCAGCAGGACGAAGGGUCAAACGUUGUCGGGAGACGAAAGUCCGAUGAUAGGUCCGAGAGUAGCGACGAGAUGCACAUCGAGGACGCAGGCCAGAUCGGACGGUGGAUCCGAGAUGGCCAGAGAUCGGCAAACGACGCCGACGUCAGCUACAACCAGUCACGCACGGUUGAGGGCAGAAUCGUCGCCGUCAUCAUUCUGCUGAUUGGAGGCGCCGUAGGUGCGUUGUCGUACGAACUGGUUGGCCGACCCUUCGAGCUGAUGCGAGUGGUCAUCUUCGAAGGGCGGAAGCAGUGGGAACAAGGCAAGCGCGAACCAGGCUAUCGGUCCCAUUCCAAAUCGACUCGUGCCGCAUCAAGGAGGACACACAGUCAGCCAGACUCUGGUGCGACCGGCUUCAGCACGGUAGGGCGACCCGUGGUUAAGGGUGCCAGGGUCAGCGCAGCAGACAGGGCGAAGCAGCUUGGCGGAAGAGCGUUUCAAAGACGCCCGGACUUUCUCGUCCUGCGUGCGGCGAACAAGUCGGGAAACCAGAUGUCGAGAAUCUUCGAACGGGCUAUGCUUCCGCGGCCACCACACCCUCUGCGCCUCGUUGCUGCUAGAUCACGUUCACCAGCAACGGACACCCUUGUCAAGCCCAUGCUCACAAGCACGCGAGCGCUGCAGGCGAGAAAAGCGCAACAGUCGUCAGCCCCCUCACCAUCGCCGCUGAAGGAGGAAACGCCUUCUUCAACGGAAAGCACAGAGUGCGCGACUUCAACGACGCGCGCGAAAGGGCGGUCGAGGCGGCCACAACCCAGCCUCGCAACGCGACCUGGCUUCCUCACCCUGCUCAUCGAGCACGCGCAAUCCACGGCCAAGCUCGACCGGCUCCACGCAGGUGGGCUAGACCCAUCGAAGGCAUCGAUCCCUCUCCUCCUGCUGCAUACCUACUUCGUUGCGCCCUUCCUGCCCGAGAUCCCCAAACCGGUGCUGGACAACGAGAUUGUUCGUGCCGCUGCUGGUGUGGAUAAGCAGCUCCGUCCCUCUUCCAAUACCGCUACUCCGACCAUCAGCAUCCCGGACAAGAUUAGCACAGUCGCCCAACGCACGCUGCUCAUGUCGCUUGCGUCGCGUCGCAGGGCAGCCGACUCCCCCGAGGCCAAGAUGAAGAAGAACUGGACUCUGAACAACCCAGUAAGCUCCAGUCUAGUCACAGGGAACGGCAAGGCUGGGCCAUCUGCGCACACGGCGAGGAGAGCGGGUGGAUUUGGCGCUAGCGACAAGGCGACGCUGGCCAAGGGAGGCAGGUAUUGGGGCAGCGGAAGGGUCGUUUGGGCAUUGAAGAGACUAGCCUCGCCCUAUGGCGUUGCUUUCUUGGUAUUCGCUUGGCUAGGAGGCGAUCUGAACUAG
This is a messenger RNA of Kalmanozyma brasiliensis GHG001, 2505 nucleotides long. RefSeq names its product Mitochondrial carrier domain protein. Lineage: Eukaryota; Fungi; Basidiomycota; Ustilaginomycetes; Ustilaginales. Gene Ontology annotation, molecular function: L-ornithine transmembrane transporter activity. The record is from RefSeq and is a predicted model, not a curated record. The coding region runs from base 1 to 2505 and encodes 834 amino acids. The transcript has a single exon. Gene Ontology annotation, biological process: mitochondrial L-ornithine transmembrane transport.